Molecule: messenger RNA, 721 nt
Organism: Atta colombica
Lineage: Eukaryota; Metazoa; Arthropoda; Insecta; Hymenoptera; Formicidae
Gene: Dhfr
Product: dihydrofolate reductase
Exons: 6
Coding region: 135-677 (180 amino acids)
Biological process (GO): tetrahydrofolate biosynthetic process; dihydrofolate metabolic process; glycine biosynthetic process
Cellular component (GO): mitochondrion
Molecular function (GO): dihydrofolate reductase activity; NADP binding
Source: RefSeq, a predicted model, not a curated record
CCGAAUGGUGGGGACAAGAUAUUCGAAUAGCUCGACCGUUAGUCUCACUAGUCGGUUAACAGUUUCCUUCGUGAUAAUCAGCAGAGCGGUGAUAAAGAUCAUUAUACCGGAUUUAUUCAAGAGUGCAUCUCAACAUGCCACCUAAAUUGGAAUUAAUUGCCGCAGCAUGCGAAAAUAUGGGCAUUGGAGUAAAUGGCAAUUUGCCUUGGCAUUUAAAGGCAGAAAUGGCGUACUUCACGCAUAUGACGAUUAACACAAGGAACAAAAAUAAAAGGAACGUCGUACUUAUGGGUCGGCGCACAUGGGAGUGCAUCCCUGAAAAGUAUCGACCUCUGAAGGACCGAAUAAAUAUGGUGUUAACUUCGCAAUCAUUGAAUUAUGGAGAUGACGCGAUAGCAUGUAAAAGUAUACUACACGCGCUUGACGUAAUUUCAGAAAUGCAGAAUGAAGUAGAAAGAGUAUGGGUAAUAGGAGGAAGUAGCGUGUACAAGAGUGCCAUGGAAUCUCCGCACUUUGGACGAUUGUAUUUGACGCGUAUAAAGAAAAAAUUUGAAUGUGAUACGUUCUUUCCUUCUAUUCCAAACGAUCUCGUGUUAAUCGAGGAUUCAACGGUACCACAAGGUAUACAGGAAGAAAAAGGAAUUGAAUUUGUAUAUGAAGUGUAUGAAAGAAGAUAAAACUAUUUCUUUCAAACUAAAUUAAAAUGUAUUUUUGUUGUAAA